AUGUCUUCCAAAGACGACUCUUCGUCGCAGACAGCCGCUCACAACGAUGCUCGUGGAGAGCUGACGGCCCAGGUCGAGGACCUCCUGGGCACCCUUUCUAAUAAGUUUGCUACUGUGUCCAGCGAGAUCUUCGCGAAGAUGGAUGAAAUGUCUCGACGACUGGAUAACCUGGAGGCCCAGUUGAUUGCAAAUAAAGAUAAGGGCUCCGGGUCCAAGUAA
This is a messenger RNA of Dichotomopilus funicola, 219 nucleotides long. RefSeq lists its product as uncharacterized. NCBI's taxonomy places the organism in Eukaryota, Fungi, Ascomycota, Sordariomycetes, Sordariales, Chaetomiaceae. Gene Ontology annotation, molecular function: transcription corepressor activity. The transcript is spliced from 3 exons. The record is from RefSeq and is a predicted model, not a curated record. Bases 1 to 219 code for a protein of 72 amino acids.